ACAGCGCAUCUCCGGAGAGCUUGACAACCUGUGUCUGCACUCUGUAACAAGCAGCAGAAGAACCCAACGAGACACAAUGACAGAGAAGUAAAACAAUGAAGUGUGUUUUUAUUUCACAUGCUGGGGUGCACAUUUGAAGAGAAUUUUACGAGACAGUAACGCACAGCCCUAGUCCUGUAAAAAAUAAUAAUUUUACAUGAUGCAUAAAUACAAACAUGAAGUUUGGGCAUCCGUGCGUCAAGCCAAGAAUGAUGUCAUGCAUAUAUUUAUUUUGUCACAACGGUUCGUUUUAUAUCAGUGGACAAAAUAUCUUACUGAAGAGCAGAGCUACGUGGAUUUUUGCAGAAUGUGAAAAAUAUGCUGCCUGUAAGGUGUGUCUAAGUUUGAGCUGAGACCUGGCAGAGUGGAGCUCCGCUGCCUUCACUGACUUGGCUCCUUGGCUCCAGCGGAGCGCAGGCGAAACCAGUUGCACACGUCGUCUCGACAGGAAUACUUAGGAGAUCAUUUUCGGGAGGUUCUGUUGCACUUACUACCUAGCUGACAGGAUGUUAAUUUGUUGUAGCGUAUUCAUCAUCCAUGAAGGCAAAAAGAGGGGUGACCGAUAACUAAUGACGCGCUGUGUACGAGAAGAGCAAACCUGAGAUUUUUCCUAUCAUGUCAACCAAUGGGAGCUCAGAGACAGGCUGCAGGUCAGAGGUCAGACCAAGCAACACCACUUGCAGCCAGAAGGAACUCUCUGUCACUGCUUCUGCCAUCUCCAUGACUGUGGGCAUCUUGUCCAACAGCCUUGCCCUCUUCAUCCUCAUCAAAUCUUAUAAACGCAUCCGGAUCAAGUCCAAGGCAUCCUUCGUGCUAUUUGCCAGCAGCCUGGUGGUCACAGAUCUGCUGGGUCACCUCAUCAAUGGCUCUCUUGUACUGUUUGUUUAUGGCUCCCAUAAGAAAUGGGAGAUGUUUGACCCUCACCGCGUCAUGUGCAGUGUCUUCGGGGUGUGCAUGGUGUUCUUUGGCCUGAGUCCCUUGUUCCUGGGGAGUGCCAUGGCUGUGGAGCGCUGCAUUGGAGUCACCAGACCUAUCUUCCACUCCACAGCAUUAGCAUCCCAUCACAUGAAAAUGCUGCUGGGACUCACCUGGCUGCUGGCUGCACUGGUAGCCAUGCUACCUGUGUUGCUGUGGAGGCCCUACAAGGUUCAGAGCUCCAGGAGCUGGUGUUUCUUCCACAUGGAGGAGCCAAAAGACUGGCUUGAUGUGCUGCUGCCUCUGCUGUUCUCCUUGCUGGGGCUGCUAGCUCUACUGCUCUCUAUUGUGUGCAACACUUUGACCAGCUGCACUCUGCUGCAGGCCAGACUGAGGCGCAAACAUCACUGCAGAGGCCCAUCCUACCACAUAGAAAUGAUCUGCCAGCUGCUGGCUAUCAUGUUGGUGUCCUGUGUGUGUUGGGGUCCUUUGCUGAUCCGUGUCAUCAUCCUGAGCACCAGAGCCACAGGCGAGCCGACCUCCUUCAGCCUCCUGAUGGUGGUACGCAUGGCUACAUGGAACCAGAUCCUUGACCCCUGGGUCUACAUCCUCCUGAGGAAGGCUGUUCUGAGGAAGCUCUUCAUGUUGUUUCAUUGCUGCUGGGGCACAAAGUCUCAGGACCUUCACAGCUGGCAGCGCAGUAUGCUCCGCAGCUCACUGGAGACCAGCAACCUGGCCGUUGGUCAAUCUUAUGGCCUUGGGCGAUUACCGCUGCCAGACACAGCGAUCAAAUCUAUUGCCUGAACCCUGACACAUUGCUUCAGACUGUUGGAAUACAGAUGAUCAAGGUUAAUGUUUCCUUCACAGGACACUUUUCUCUUGGACUUGACAGAUGAUCACCAUGAACUGGAAAUACUGUCGUCUGUUAUAUUAUGCAGACUUAGCCUUGUUUGUGCAUCUACAAUACAGCAGCAUGGUUUCAGAGACUGUAUAUUAAGUGGGCUUGUAUGCAGUGCUUAUUAACAGUAUGUGUGCUACAUACAGUAGAUCAAAGUCAGCCAAGCGGCUCUGGACGCGAGAAUUGAAGCCAAUGUGGAAGUGUUAAAAAACGCAGUUUCUCAAAUGUCCUGCUCCAGAAAUAGUGGAAACCACAUACACAUAAAUUAAAAAAAGCCAAUAUUUACAGCAGAAAUAAACAUGUUUACAGCCUGGUGUAAAAAACGUGUGUACUCUGGAUAGCUCAUUUCUCUAUCGGGGGGUAAUUCUGAAGAUAUUAAGAUUAAGAGUUUUCCAUUAUGAGAGGCACAGCUGACUUAAUUGGCAGGCGGGAACACUGUAGCUGUUGGCUAGGAGGCUCAAAGCCCGCCUCUUUACCUCACACUAGCUCGACAGCAGUUAGGUUGAGUUCAGCAUUUCUAAUAUGGCUCCCACCGACGAUUGGCUUCAAAACAGCGCUUCAGAAACAGAAGGGUGACGUCACCGAUACUACGUCCAAUAUUUAUACAGUCUAUGCAGUCAGCACGGCUCCUGUUGGGAGAAGCUUGCAGAAAAUACUACAUUAAUCCUAAGCUACCUACUGCUGCAGAUGGGCCCACGAGCACCGUGACGUUCAGCUACAAGAGGGUCUGGUAUUUUAAAAAAACAUCUUAGUUUAAAGCUUCUGAAGGAAAGGUUUGUGUUGAUUUUGGCUGAUCUUGUCCUGUGCAUGCAUAGGUAGUGUUUUCUGACAUGAAAAUCACACCUUGUUUUCUUUUAUCAGUGAAAUAUAUCACCCACCGUGAAUAUUAGCUGUGCAAAGAAUAAAAAGAAGGGCUUUUUUAUCUUCAUGCUGUCAAUUAUCUAGUCUGACAUUUAACCCCUUGCAGUGGUUACAGGCAUUACAAAUUACCAUAUAGAAAUUGUCCGUAUUGUUGCUUGUGACCUUUUUUUCUUACUUUAGUAAGUCAUAAAGAGUAAUCACUGGUCAUUUUCAGGCUGUUUCAUAUUUAGCUAAAAACUCCUGACAGGGGCUAAAAGUUCAACUUGAUGUCAGGCAGCCCUUUCUGGUACACCAUGUCUUACUCCAGAUAAUGGCCUUGAAAUACCUCCGCAUACAGCGCACAGUAUCAACUCAAGUGUUUGGAUCAGCGGUUAAUGAAAGAGGAAACACAAAAGGCAAAUUACAUUAUCAUGAUAAAAAUGAAGGGCUGUCAUAAGACAGCUCCUUAAAAAAACAACAACACUCCUUUGUGCAUGUCCUGAAUUCUGCUGAAUUCACAUGAAGCAGCUCCAGUCUGUGCUCUAAAUUCAUUGUACCAUUUUGUACUAAAUAUGUUUGAUCUCCUUUGUCAUAUGCAUUUGAUAUUACUGUUUCUGGUAUCAGCCCUGGUUGAAUACACAACCCAGACAAAAACCGUGUUGCUGAUUUCAUAUUUCACUCACAAAGUUAUAUGGAUUAAUGGUUAUACUUCACCAUGCUGAUACAUGCAACAUCUGAACAUGUCUGGCAAUUAAUUUAAACAGAUGCAUGUUUGGUGGAACGUGAUGUCAAAAGAUGAAUUUGUAAAAUAAUGUAUAAAUAUCUGAGUUUUUAUCCAAUCCAAAGAAAGCUUGGAGUCCAAAUGACACACACUGUUUUGAUGAAUAAAAUCUAGUCACCUUUAUACAAGCAUCAA
Molecule: messenger RNA, 3608 nt
Organism: Notolabrus celidotus (New Zealand spotty)
Lineage: Eukaryota; Metazoa; Chordata; Actinopteri; Labriformes; Labridae
Gene: ptgfr
Product: prostaglandin F receptor (FP)
Exons: 3
Coding region: 655-1758 (367 amino acids)
Biological process (GO): positive regulation of cytosolic calcium ion concentration; inflammatory response; adenylate cyclase-activating G protein-coupled receptor signaling pathway
Cellular component (GO): plasma membrane
Molecular function (GO): prostaglandin F receptor activity
Source: RefSeq, a predicted model, not a curated record